AUGACAAUGAUCAUCACUAUGAAGCGGGCGUCUUUGUUUUGUUUGACUGUCUUGCUUCCAUCCCUCAUAUCUGGACAGUUCGUCGCUCAACCACAGGAUCUUAAGGCUGUGGAGGGGAAAGGAGGUGUCACCGUUAGAUUCAAGCAAGUCCCUAACGGCAUAUGCGAGACUAACAACAACGUGAAAAGUUUUGCCGGUUAUGUGGACGUGAGUCCAACUCAACAUAUGUACUUUUACCUGUUCGAAGCGAGACAGAAUGCAGCUUCAGCUCCUUUGACAGUUAGGCUAGAUGGAGGACCGGGUGCUUCCUCCAUGAAUGGACUAUUCUCCGAAAUAGGUCCUUGUUCUAUCGAUGCUAGUGGGAAAGUGUUGGAUAAUCCGACCUCUUGGUCAACUAUUAGCAACUUGCUCUUCGUUGACCAGCCAGCGACCGUGGGUUUCUCGCACACCACCUUGGUAAACGGCACCAUAAACCCCAAAACCGCGGAAAUUAUCCCCCAGCAAUGCACAUCGGCAGAUCCCAGGUGUGGGACCUACUCGUCAAUGGACAUCUCCCUAACACCGAAUUCCACUUCUGAAGCCGGCAAGGUUUUCUACCAAGUGAUGCAGGGAAUUAUGGGCGCCUUCCCGCAGUAUACGGCGAAUGGUGUACACAUAACCGGCCAGUCGUACGGCGGCCACUAUGCUCCUAUUUUUGCUGACUACAUCACCAAGCAAAACCAAGUGAACGCACCUGGGACUGUGCAAAUUCCCCUCAAAUCUGUUUCCAUUGAAGAUGGAUUCAUGGAUACCCGUGUGCAGUUUGCCGCAUAUUUCAACUAUUCGGUGACCCCUGGCAACCCAUACGACGUGGACCCUUUCAACGAGACUCUCAAGCAACAGCUCUUCACUAACACGUUUGGCACCGGCGGCUGCCAGGAGCGGCAAACGGCCUGCAACUCCAACCCAUCUGACAAAGUCUGCGCCGACGCCGACGACUUUUGCAUCAAAAAUGUUGAACAGUUUUGGGACAUUAACGCGCGACGCACUGAAAAUGACAUCCGCUUGUUGUCCCCGGAACCGUAUCCGUCACCAGACUUCGUCGCAUACCUUAACAGAGCCGACAUCCAGGCUGCCAUAGGUGCGUCAAACAACUUUACGCCAGCGUCAGUGCAGACGUCUAUAGCGUUCGCCUCAACCGGCGACGACAGUCGCACAGGCGAGCUCGUCACACGUUCCAUGUCAAAUUUGCUCCAGCAAGGGGUCACUGUCGCUCUCUUCACUGGUGACGCCGACUACGACAGCAACUUCAUCGGCGCCGAGAUCGUAGCCGCGAACGUGGGUGCUGCAAAUUGGGCCAAGGCUGGCUUCGUGAACUUGACAGCCAAUAGCGACGGACAGAUCCCGGGUGUGGUGAAGCAAGCCGACGGUUUCUCGUUUACGCGACUAUACUUCGCAGGCCACGUUUCUGCUUUUAACCAGCCAGAGGCUGCGCUCAGAAUCCAAGAGCAUGUUAUCAAAGGCGUAGACAUCGCGACUGGGACAAAACCGAUGGGAUUUGGGAUGAAUUUGAUUACGAUGGGGCCGUCUGUGAGUACUUUCAGGGAAGGACCGGGAACGGUCCAGCUGAAGGUUGUGCCCAAGGGCGCCACUUACGAUCCGCAUACGCAUUUGCCUGUUCUUAAGGGACCGCCGGCGGCGACAGAGAAGAUUGGUGAUUUCAGCGUGAAGACCGACGUGUCGCAGAACGCGGCAGCUCAUCCUCUCAGUGAGAUGACGGCGAAGAAUAUUAGGAAACUAUUGAGAGAGGACGGGUCGCUGCUGAGGAGAUAG
Colletotrichum truncatum is the source of this 1812-nucleotide messenger RNA. RefSeq names its product carboxypeptidase S1. Gene Ontology annotation, molecular function: serine-type carboxypeptidase activity. NCBI's taxonomy places the organism in Eukaryota, Fungi, Ascomycota, Sordariomycetes, Glomerellales, Glomerellaceae. Gene Ontology annotation, cellular component: fungal-type vacuole. The record is from RefSeq and is a predicted model, not a curated record. Gene Ontology annotation, biological process: proteolysis.